AUGGCAGCCUACAAGACCCAGCCGGCGCAGCUGCAUAGCUUCACAGAUGCUGCGUACGCGCCUUACAGCUCACAGUCCUUUCAGCCACAACAAGCAGACAAUACGGCAUCACAGCUUGACGGCCUAGCCUUCGCAGCAAAUGGAGCUGCUACGCAGUACCUGAACUCGGAAACAAACUCAUCACCUGUGAACAUCAUUUCGUGUUCCCCUAACGCCGGGUCAGCUGGGACGCGCGUGGAGCUCAAGGUCACCAGCCAGUAUGACCUCAUGGCUAUGUCGGCACAGGCACCAUACAUCUGGCUAUCCUUCGGUUCGCAGAGGUGUCACGCAGAAGCCGUCAAGGAAGGCAUAACGCACGAUGGCGUUUCCGUCUCUUAUAUUGUUUCGGCAGAGGCACCUCAGUUUAUAAUGACCAACUGCGCCUCACAGAGUAAUGUGCUACUGACACUCAUCAUUGAGAAUACCAAUUGUGAAGAGGUGGCGCGUGUUCCUGUGGCACAGUCAUUUUCUUACCAUGACUCUUCUAUCAACACGACUUCUUCCAUGGGGGGGACAGCGGAUAAUGUAACAGCUGGCGCACCUGAAGACAUCACGCGAAAAUCGCCAGCCGAGUCACCUGGACACGGCGAGAGUCCACCGCAGCUGACCGCACGAACAUCGACAACAAGCAGCCCACACGAGGCACAUAACCCGCUAUCAACAGACUCGAAUACUAAUACGUUUUCCUACCCACACAACACUGUCGACGCCGCUACUGCUGCCGCCGCCGCAGCACAACAGGUCCAACAAGCUCAAACAAACUUUGCAGCAGCUGCUGCCGCCGCAUCCAGCUACAGCCAAGACAACAGCAACAUGCUCGGAGCAUACCGCAGCGCGUCAUUCUCGGACGGAUUCCAACGCCAUGCGGGUCCGCCUCCGCUGCGGAAUUCCAUCUGGAAUGGCUACAGCAACAGCAUCAGCCACCAAGGACAUCAUCCCCACGACCGCUACGGUAGCAUCGCGCGCAAUGACUCCAUCACACAAGGCCACAGCACGGCGUCCAUCACUCGGCCGUCACUCCAUGGAGCACUUUCAGCACCCGGGAGCUCCAACGUGCCUCAACUAAUCCGAACCAGCACUAUCCAGAGCGGCUCGCCAGGAUUGGGAGUUGGGGGUGUUAGCGGCUAUGGUAAUGGUCACUGGGGAAGCUACUCGACGAAGGCGGUCUUGUCUAUCUUGGGCAAUCUCGACUCUAUGGCACAGGAGUGGACUCCGGAAGAGUGGAAUAGCCGGCGACGAAUCGUACUCUUCCACAAGAAGCAGAACGGCUGCCACUUGGAAGCCACAUUCCGUGCAGUACCGAUCAACGAGCGCCCACCCAACAGCAUAUGCAUCAGCUGCAUCUACUGGGCGGAGAAGCAGGAGUGCUUUGUCACGUCUGUUGACACGAUAAACCUACUGGAGCAGCUUGUUGCUCAGCCUUCUCGCUUUUCCGUGGAGGAGAAAAACCGGAUUCGCCGCAAUCUGGAGGGAUUCAAACCCGUGACUGUCAGCAAGGCAAAGACCGAGAGUGAGGAAUUUUUCAAGCUGAUCAUGGGUUUUGGUGCGCCAAAGCCGCGCACGAUCGAGAAGGAUGUGAAGGUGUUCCCAUGGAAGAUUUUGGGUCAGGCGCUCAAAAAGAUAAUUUCCAAGUAUAGCGCGAGCCCUUCGUCGAUUUUACCGCACUCUAGCUCGGGGUCGGCUUCCAACCAUCACAUGCUGACCCCGGUCACGAUGAGCCCGUCGUAUGCGGGUCUACCCCCUACACCGGGAUCCGUGUCAGCGGGAACAGAUGGAACAUCCAACGUCGGCUACAUGACUGUUGCUACUGGUCCAACGCCGUCUGAAAGUCUCGCUAGUCCAAGAUCGCUAUCGGGGACUUCGGCGACAUGGAUGUCCUAUGCCCAGGGACCAUCAGGCCGUCCUAUCUCUCCUGGAACGACAAUAUCAAAGCCGCAAUCCCCAUCAACCGUGGGUCUGCGAAUGAGCGCUUUGCCCACAGCAUAUGACAGCAGGGGAGCGGCGAAUGUGACACAUGGGAUGCCCCCUGCUUCGCAAGCCUACGGUAUGCACCACCACCAAACACACAAUUUCAAUUCUCCUCUUCCAGUGACCACAGCCUCUGGCGGUUCGACUGCAACACAUACCACUUCGUCUGCCACUAGCCACGGUGUGCACAACAGUAAUGGCCGCUGGGACACAUACGAUGUGACCAACUCGGGACAAUCCUACUCCAAUGGCCAUCAUCAGCACGGUCAUCAUACCCAACUGUACGCCGGGCACUAUGGAGACGGCGGUCAACGUGCUUAG
Grosmannia clavigera kw1407 is the source of this 2328-nucleotide messenger RNA. Its product is annotated as transcriptional regulator medusa. The transcript has 2 exons. Bases 1 to 2328 code for a protein of 775 amino acids. Gene Ontology annotation, cellular component: nucleus. Lineage: Eukaryota; Fungi; Ascomycota; Sordariomycetes; Ophiostomatales; Ophiostomataceae. The record is from RefSeq and is a predicted model, not a curated record.